AUGGCGAAUAUCAUGCUGGGAAAAGCGGCUGAAGUUAAGUUAUCCCAAAUUCCUCUUUCAAAUGACACCAUCAGCGACAGAAUAGAGGACAUGAGCAAAGACAUCUUGGCUCAAAUAGUUGCAGAUCUGAUUUCAAGCCCGGCAAAAUUCAGCCUUCAACUCGAUGAGACCACAGACGUCUCCAAUCUAAGCCAGCUUGCAGUAUUCGUGCGCUAUGUGAAAGACGACGUGAUAAAGGAAGAGUUUUUAUUUUGUAAGCCUCUUACAACAACAACUAAGGCAGCCGAUGUGAAGAAACUUGUGUAUGACUUCUUCAAAGACAACAAUCUUUCGUGGGAUAUGGUUUCUGCAGUUUGUUCGGAUGGAGCUCCAGCCAUGCUGGGAAGAAAGUCUGGUUUUGGUGCGCUAGUGAAAGCCGAUGCACCACACAUCAUUGUUACGCAUUGUAUUCUGCAUAGGCAUGCAUUGGCAACAAAAACCUUGCCUCCAAAACUGGCAGAAGUAUUAAAAAUUGUAGUGGAAUGUGUGAACUAUGUGCAAAAUAGUGCUCUGAGGCACCGCAUCUUCAGGGAGCUGUGUAAAGAAAUGGGAUCUGAAUUUGAGUUACUUCUGUACCAUUCCAACGUUCGGUGGUUAUCCCGGGGACAGGUGUUGAAUCGUGUUUUUGCCGUGCGUGUGGAAUUAGCCCUGUUUUUGCAAGAGCACCAACAUUGUCAUGCAGAUUGCUUCAAAGAUUCUGAGUUCAUUCUCAUUUUAGCGUACAUGACUGAUAUCUUUGCAGCUCUAAAUCAUCUCAAUCAACAGAUGCAGGGCGGUGGAGUCAACAUCAUCGAAGCGGAAGAAAACCUGAAGGCUUUUCAAAAAAAGCUACCGUUAUGGAAACGACGAAUAGAGAACGAUAACUUCGCAAACUUUCCCCUGCUAGACGACUGUGUAAGUAAGAUCGAAGAUGUAUCUGGAAUCAGAGACAUUUCUGUACCCACGGAACUGAAGCAAGCAAUUGCCACGCACUUAGUUGAGCUUGCAACGUCUCUUGAUGGAUACUUCCCUACAAGAGAGUCAUAUCCAGCAUGGGUGAGACAGCCGUUCACAUUUAGUGUUGAGACAACAGAUGUCAAUGAUGAAUACCUUGAUGAAAUCAUUGAACUUCAGCAGAGCCAGGUUCAACAGCAACUCUUCAGAACAACAACGCUCUCAACGUUUUGGUGUCAACAAAUGGUAACGUACCCUGUUAUUGCUAAGAAAGCUCUGGACUUUUUCAUACCGUUUGUUACAACAUAUCUUUGCGAGCAAUCCUUUUCAAGGAUGCUGGACAUAAAAACGAAGAAAAGGAACAGACUUUGUUGCGAAAAUGACAUGAGAGUGGCACUUGCCAAGGUAAAGCCGCGCAUUUCUGACCUGGUCUCUGAAAGACAACAGCAGAAGUCACACUGA
Messenger RNA from Bufo gargarizans (Asiatic toad), 1434 nucleotides. RefSeq names its product protein ZBED8-like. Lineage: Eukaryota; Metazoa; Chordata; Amphibia; Anura; Bufonidae. The coding region runs from base 1 to 1434 and encodes 477 amino acids. Gene Ontology annotation, molecular function: protein dimerization activity. The record is from RefSeq and is a predicted model, not a curated record. The transcript has a single exon.